Messenger RNA from Sodiomyces alkalinus F11, 1822 nucleotides. RefSeq lists its product as hypothetical. Lineage: Eukaryota; Fungi; Ascomycota; Sordariomycetes; Glomerellales; Plectosphaerellaceae. Gene Ontology annotation, cellular component: epsilon DNA polymerase complex; CHRAC. The transcript is spliced from 4 exons. Gene Ontology annotation, molecular function: chromatin DNA binding; protein heterodimerization activity. The record is from RefSeq and is a predicted model, not a curated record. The coding region runs from base 444 to 1598 and encodes 384 amino acids. Gene Ontology annotation, biological process: leading strand elongation; heterochromatin formation; DNA damage response.
CGACAAGAAAAGACUUAGACUUGCUCAACACAACACCAUUGAUUCAGCUUAACGAUCGACAGCCUUUAAUUGGUUAAAUCUCUCUCGCAUUAUAAACACCAUCUGCCCGGCUUUCACUGAAUUGCAUCGUUCAGUUCAGUUCAUGAGAAGCAGCCCUCAUCUCAGCUCGCGUCCCUGACGGUUCAUACGGUCCGGUCCAGAUCUUGUCGGAGAUACCUCAAAGCUCACACCUCAUAACUCCCGGGAUUGGCUGACAACUCAUCCCCUGUGGUCUCAUACCGCCCAUCUCAUAUGCCCACACGAAAAGACAUAUGGAGAAUCGGACCGAGUCGUCGUCGUAACUAAGCCCCAACCCAUAUUCCGGUCAACUUGCGCCCCCUCCGCCCUCGUACACCUCUCAACCUACAUCUCCAGGCAGGCAGUCCCUCGUCUCAUUCAACGCCAUGCCCCCAAGGGAAAGCGACCAAUCUCGCAAAAGCGACGUUUCCGUCGCCCGCUUCGUAGUCAUGGAUGAGGACAGGCCCGACUCUUCAGGGGCCGGCUCUGCCCCGGAGCAGGCAACAACGACAGCCGCAUCCCAACCAGCCGCCUCGGAGUCUACUACCCCUGCACCUCACGUUGACGGACCCGAGCGUCAAGACGAGAAGAAGGAAAAGUCCAAAGACAAGGAGAAGGAGAAAGGGUCAGAGGAAAGAAAACCGAAAGAGAAGAGUGAUAAGGACACCAUCACAAUCGAGGAUCUGAAUCUCCCCAGGUCCAUAAUCACGCGUCUGGCCAAAGGGGUUCUGGCUCCAAAUACACAGAUUCAAGGCAGCGCAGUGCUGGCCCUCACCAGGAGCGCCACCAUUUUUGUUAACUACCUGGCUAGUCACGCGAAUGACCACACUGUGAACGCCGGCAAAAAGACCAUUGAUGCGUCUCACGUCUUCAAGGCCCUCGAUGACACUGAAUUCUCCUUCCUCCGUGAACCCCUGGAGGCCGAGUUUGCUAAAUACACACAAAUGAAAAGCGCCAAGCGGGUCGAUUACCGCCAGCGCAAAAAGGCAGGGACGUCCUCCACCGCACCCGGCAAUGCCGGCGACGACUCCCACAUGGCCGAUGUAUCCGCUCUAUCCGCCCCAAGCGGCGCCGACGACACCUUCACCACCGCGCCACCAGCCGCCGCCACGGCAGCAGCAGCAGCAGCAGCAAAGGCAGGAGGCGACCAGCCACCACGCGCCAAAAAAGCCAGGACCGUCCCUGUAACUGUAACUGUGGCUGCUGCUGCAGCGCUUGUUACAGCCGGUGCCGCGGCUGUCGCCAUGGGUGGUGGGUCUGCCGAUGACGCCGAGACGGAGCCUGAGGACGAGACUGCCGCGGUGGACGAGCAGGAAGAGGAUGACGAUGACGAUGACGAUGACGUUGACGAUGACGAUGAAGAGGGGGGUGAAGAGGGGGGUGAAGAGGAGGAGGAUGAGGAUGUGGAUGAGGUCGACGACGAAGCUGCCGAGACGGAAGGGGACGAGACGCAGGAUGCUCUUGAAGAUGAUGACCGGCAUGACCAGGUGGGCGAGGACGAGGACGAGGACGAGGCCUUGGAUGGCGAUGAGAGCGACUGAAAAGGACUGGUUCCGCUGGGCUUCAGCAGUUUCCUUCUCUAGUCGCUUCCGCCAACCUCCUCGUGCGGUGCCAGGGGCAUAUAUAAGUAUUGUGCAUGUCAAGGUAGCUCUUGAGAAGGGAGCGAGCACACAGGGGUCACAACUACCUCAUAAUUUAGUGAUUCUGAACUCCGUCAUGACAAAUGGUAUAUCGCAUUACGACAAGUGUCAAAUUGAGAUCUCCC